CUGGAAUCAAUCAUUGGAGUGCUACCUUGAUCUGUUCCGCCAGUUGUGCCUUGGAGAUCUCUGCCUGAGUCUUGCUAGCACAGUGCAAGGGGAUAACCAAUUUUUAGCUCACCAAGGAAAGAGCUCAGCGUGAACGAUUAAGAGAUUUGUCUGUAAUCGAGAGGUUAAAUGGCAACCCUGGAAAAACAUCUCCAAGCCUUGCUGAAAAAGUUUUGCAGGACUAUCUCUACCGUGGAUUCACACCCAUCAGAUGUGCGCCCUCUUCAGGUGUUGGAAGAUACAUUAUCCUACCUUUUGAACUUGUUAGAUUCUUCAGAGCAUCCGUUCGAAGUACUUCACGAUUUCAUCUUUGAUAGGACUAGGUCCAUUCGACAAGAUCUUGGCAUGCAAAACAUUGUUAAUGAUCGAGUAAUCUACAUGUACGAGGAAAUGGUUAAAUUCCACAUUACAUCCCAUCACAAGCUUUCACGGUGUAGUAGCAAUUCCGACAUAUCUCCUUUGCAUCACCUAAAUAUGGAGCAACUCUCUAAAUGCCUUUUGUCUAUUUAUGAGUUAUACAAUGCCAAUCGGGAGUCAGGCCCUUGUAAUGUGAACGAAGCUUAUUUCCGUUCAUUUUAUUUACUCCUUCAACUUGGUUCUAACAGCCACUCAACGGGUGAGUCACUAUCCUUGUGGCUUCGACGGCUGCCUACUCCUAUAAUUAAGUCAAAAGAAAUGAGCUUUGCUCGGCGAAUUUUAAGGUUCUUCAGAAUAGGCAAUUACAAACAAUUUCUAAGUUUUACAGCAGCAGAAGCAUCAUUUCUACAAUACUGCUUACUGGAACCUUCUAUUUACGAGGUUCGCAUACUAGCGGUGUCUUGUAUCAAUAACGGGGGUUACAAGCUCUUUCCAUACCCACUACAAGACCUAUCAAAGCUCUUACUAAUGCAGGAGUCUGAUGUGGAGUCCUUCUGCUACUCAUGUGGACUUGAAAUCAGUACAGAUGAAGCAGGAAACAAGUUCUUGCCUACGAAGCAAACGAGUUUUUCUCGACCUAAAGUGAGAUUCCCAUAUUACAGCUUAUUGGGUUGUGAGAGAUUAACACAGAGGAUACAUGAGAGCCAAUUGAUUGAAACAGAAGAAAUGAGAAAUAUUCAGUUAAAAUGCAACAAAGGCAUGUGAGAGGAUUAGCUCUAUCUAGGGGUGAAAGGAUGUUUCUUUUUGUGUAAGAUAUGUAUAACUUUCUCAUAAUUACAAAUGCUUGCAAACCUGAAUUAACUCGAAAAGAAUUGAUCUAUGGUAUG
Molecule: messenger RNA, 1283 nt
Organism: Papaver somniferum (opium poppy)
Lineage: Eukaryota; Viridiplantae; Streptophyta; Magnoliopsida; Ranunculales; Papaveraceae
Product: SAC3 family protein C-like
Exons: 9
Coding region: 169-1161 (330 amino acids)
Biological process (GO): mRNA export from nucleus
Cellular component (GO): cytoplasm; nucleus; transcription export complex 2
Source: RefSeq, a predicted model, not a curated record